CCCGAAACUAGAUAUAUUUAAACAUUUUACUUUUGGCCUUUUGGUCGCAGCCUAAUUCCUCUCUUCUCCCUUUCUAGUCCUUCAAAUCACUUAGAAUUCUUAACUAGGGAUAUCAACCCCUCACUACUACAUAAUCAACCCUCUUCUCUUCCGCUUUACUAGACAUAUUCUCACGGCCACCGAACUGAUUCCUCCUCCCACCAUGCCCCUCGUCAUCCCCGGCAUCAACAACACCAGCGGCGGCUCGAGCCAGGAUGACUGGUCGCACAAGCUAAUGGGAAAGACCGUCACCGAGGGAUCGAGCGAUGUGAACUCAUUCGCCAAGAAAGACCUGCCGGAGACCCAUCGGAUCGUCAAGCCUGGGGACAUGACGACAAUGGAUCAUAACCCUGAUCGGUUGAAUAUCCAUGUGGAUGAGAGCGGGACGGUUCAUAAUGUCAACUAUGGUUAAACUGCUGGAAACUUACAAUGGUGAUGUGGGGUGUGUGUGGAUCAUGAUCAUGAUUUGUGUUUGGUCGUUGGGACCUAGAUGGGAUGAUGGUUAUGAUGGGAUGGAUUUUAUGUACUACGUUGGUUUUCAU
This is a messenger RNA of Aspergillus uvarum CBS 121591, 581 nucleotides long. RefSeq lists its product as uncharacterized. The transcript is spliced from 3 exons. Lineage: Eukaryota; Fungi; Ascomycota; Eurotiomycetes; Eurotiales; Aspergillaceae. The record is from RefSeq and is a predicted model, not a curated record. Bases 203 to 451 code for a protein of 82 amino acids.